AUGGAUCUGGCUUGUGUCCUGUCGGUGAUGCCCAGCUGGUUGAUCAGAAUCUGCGGGGAUGCGCACUGCCGCCUCGAACAGACAGAGCACACAGAUGAGGAGUGGAAGGUUGAGCAUGCUGUAGUGGAUUGGGGCAGUCUUCCAUUUGUGGUAUUGGAUGUGGUGAAAUGUGGGCUGGAAGUGGAGCAGGAGUUGCGCUGGUCCAUGAUCAGGACAGCCCGUCUUGUGAAUCGGCACUGGGCACGGUGGGCAGCAGAGUCAGUGGCAUCCGUCUGGCUUGGAAAACAUUUAGGGGUCCAGCAGGUGGCCACCAAGUUCCCCUGUGUGCGGAGACUGGAUUUCACACUGUGCGAUGUCCGUGAAGUGGACAUGCUCACCGCGUUGACCAGCCUGCGCUGCCUGGAGAGCAUCCACAUGGGAGGUUGCCAUGUCAGGCAUAGCACCUUGAUUGAUUUGGCACAGCUGAAAGCCCUCACAUCCCUGAACCUGAAGGGCUGUGGGCUUACUGAUGCAGCAUUGAAGCCUGUGCGGCAUGUGGCACUGCUGAAGUGUCUUCAUUUGGGUUUCUGUGACAUUGGUGCUGGAGGGUUGCAGCAUGUUGCGCACCUCCCUGCACUCGCUGAACUGAGUCUAGACAGGUGCAAGCUGAUCGCAGAUGAUGCGUUGGCGUCCGUGGGCGAGAUGACUGUCCUCACAAAUCUGAAUUUAGAGCACUGCCAUCAAAUCACAGAUAAUGGGCUGGAGCAUUUGCGGCAUCUGACUGCCCUUCGAAACCUAAAUCUUUCAGAGUGCAGGAAUGUCACCAACAAGGGUUUGGAGGCUGUGGGAGAACUGGGCUGUCUGAUCCAUCUUGAUUUGACUGGCUGCUUUCAGAUCACCAACGCAGGGCUGGCAGGUGUAGCGAAGCUGGGUGCACUCACCAGCCUUAGUUUAUCUGACCUCAAUCUCCUCACAAACGCAGGCCUGGGACACUUGGGAAAGCUGGAAAACCUGGAAAUCUUGAAGUUGGAUGAGUGUAUGCAUAUAUCAGAUGUGCAGCUCCUGUGUGAGAGCGGGAGGCUGACCUCUCUCAAAUAUUUGAGCCUGGCUCGUUGCGGCAUACGGGACGAUACCUUGGAGUGCUUCAAGUGCUUCGUGGCGUUGAAGAAGCUGAAACUGGCGGGGUGCCCAGUGAGUCAUCCGGCUUGGCAACGCUUGAGCCAACACUUGUCCGUGUUUUGA
Molecule: messenger RNA, 1221 nt
Organism: Ostreobium quekettii
Lineage: Eukaryota; Viridiplantae; Chlorophyta; Ulvophyceae; Bryopsidales; Ostreobiaceae
Source: the annotation of a GenBank genome assembly